Aspergillus caelatus is the source of this 3108-nucleotide messenger RNA. RefSeq names its product non-ribosomal peptide synthetase. Lineage: Eukaryota; Fungi; Ascomycota; Eurotiomycetes; Eurotiales; Aspergillaceae. Gene Ontology annotation, molecular function: phosphopantetheine binding. Bases 1 to 3108 code for a protein of 1035 amino acids. The record is from RefSeq and is a predicted model, not a curated record. The transcript has a single exon.
AUGCCUUCUCAAGUUUUGACUCAUGAGGAAGAGUAUGACCUGGCUGUACGCCAGGGAAAGGGCCUUGCCCAGCAAUUCUUCGAUCACGUUUUGCUCAACCCUUCUACUGUUGCUGUUGUUGAUGGUGAUACCAGCUUGACGUAUCAGGACCUACAUGUGCGGGCUGCAGUGCUCGCCCGAGAGCUCCGACGGGGGAAUCUGCAUUUAGAAGAGCCUGUUGGUGUUGUCGUGCAACAUGGAAUAUUAGAUGCCGUUGCUCAAAUGGCUAUCCUGUAUGCAGCGGGUACUUGUGUUCCCAUGGAUCCAACCCUGCCUGACCUGCAGAUCAAGGGUCGACUGGACAGAUUACAGGCAAGAUAUAUCCUCGUCGACAGGGCCAACCAGCAUCGAGAUCUACCAUUCCACCUCUUAGCUGUCGAUGAAUCAAGCGCGUCGUUCACCAAGAGCACGUAUGUCUGGGACAAUGAAGAGCCCAUGCAGACUACCUUAGAGCAUCGCACCCACAUCAUACAUACGUCUGGUACUACCAGUGAACCCAAGGCCGUUCAAAUUGCGGCACGCUCUAUUCUGCAGGUAGUUUUCCAUGCACCGUUCGAGCCUCUGUACCCCACCGAUAGAGUGGCCCAUGUCAAUAACUCAAGCUUUGAUGUCUCCCUUUUUGAUCUCUGGGCACCACUGUUACGCGGAGCUUGCAUUGUAGUUGUGAGCAAGAUUACCCUGCUCGAUCUAGAAGCCCUUGCAGCUUAUAUAGAUCGACAGAGAAUUACAGUGAUGGCUACUACCACCGCCAUUCUCAAUUUAGCGGCGUCGGUAUACCCUCGUGCAUUCGAGAAGUUGCGGUUGUGUUUCAUCGGAGGUGAAGCCGCCAACAUUUCCGCUAUCGAGACUGUUUUCCAAGCAGGGCCACCAACAGAGCUUAUCAACGCGUAUGGCCCGACUGAGUGCUGUAUAUUUUGCCUUGCACACAGAGUGACCAUCGCCGAUGUCCAAGCUGGAGGGGUCAGUAUUGGAAAGCCAAUCGGACGCACUAUAGCUUAUAUUUGUGACGAAGCUGGUCAACCAGUGCCGGAUGGGCACGAGGGCGAAUUGCUUAUCGGUGGGGCAGGUGUCUCACCAGGAUACAUCAACCUGCCCGACAAGAACAGAGCUUCCUUUGUGGCUAUUGAAGGCAGCGACUGUGAGCGGUUCUACCGAACAGGGGAUAUUGUACGCCGACGGGUGACAAAUGGCCAAAUUGAGUACGUUGGGAGACGGGACCAUCAAGUCAAAGUUCGCGGGUUUCGGAUUGAGCUCGAAGCAGUCGAGUCUGCGAUUAUGAAAACUGGGCAAUUUUCUGAGGCAGUAGCGUUGAAGGUUGAAGCUGGCUCCGAAGGGGCAGGUUCGAUCCUGGUUGCCUUUGCAGUUGCCCUCUCUGGAACCAAGCCUCACGCAGUCCUGAGUGCCGUGGAUAUGCUGAAAGCUGUCCUGCCGGACUACAUGGUCCCCAAAAUUGAGCUCAUCUCCAAAAUGCCCGUCAAUAGCCAUGCCAAGGUUGACCGAAAAUACCUCGAGCAGCUAUUCCGCAACCGAUGGGCCGAACAGCAUAUCGAUAUUGACAAUCAAAACAGCAUUCGCGGGAAACUUGCCAAUCUGUGGGCCAGCAUAUUGGGUGUACCUGUUCCCCCUUCCAAUGACAAUGCCGAUUUCUUCCUUCUUGGUGCUACGUCCAUGCAAGCUUCCUUGCUUAUCAGUCGAAUUCAGAAGUCCUUUGAGGUUCAGGUGUCUCUUCUGACUCUCUAUGAUAAUAGCAGCCUCAUCGGACUGGCUGGCAUAAUUGAAGAACGCAUACUGGGUACCCAGGAAAGCUUUUGCAAGGAGUCAGAAAGGCACAUGUGGCUUGAAGAUAGCAAGCUUGCAGACAACCUAGUUCCUCUGUCGGGCCCUCCGGUCGAUUGGUGCCGUGACACCGAGGGACGGGUGUUCUUAACCGGGGCUACCGGUUAUGUAGGCUCCUUCUUACUCGCCGAUCUACUGCGUCAGCCGAACGUGCAUCAAGUCGGAUGUUUGGUACGGGCUGUGGACCCCGCAACUGGCCUUAGACGUUUGCAAAAUGCUCUGGCAAAAUAUAAUCUAUGGGAGAACGGGUUUCGUUAUAAGCUGUUGCCCCUCUGCGGUACCCUAGAAGACAGGUAUCUUGGACUGGGGCCGGAUAGGUUUGAGGAAAUUGCCCACUGGGCUAGCGUUAUUUUCCACCUCGGCGCCCGAGUUAACUACACCCAGCCUUAUUCAUUGCAUCGUCCUGCGAAUGUCCAGGGCACGGUUAAUGUUCUGCGCCUGGCAUGUGCUGGCCGCUCCAAGGCGUUGCACUAUGUUUCCAGUAUCUCUUGUUUCGGCCCAACGGGAUUCAUUACUGGCACACGGACCGUUAUGGAAAAUGAACCUCUUCCGCGACACUUAGAAGCCCUUCCUUAUGACCACGGAUAUGCUCAAAGCCAGUGGGUGGUGGAGAACAUGUUGCAACGUCUGAUGGAUAACGGGUUCCCCAUCGUGGUAUAUCGACCCGGCUUUAUUACAGGACAUAGCCAGACGGGUGCUUGUAAUCCCGAUGACUUUCUCAGCCGGUUGAUCAUUGCAUGCGAAGAGAUGGGAUCCUAUCCUCUUCUUCCGAACCAAAGGAAAGAAUUCGUACCCGUGGACUAUGUCAACGCUGUUAUCCUGCAUAUCGCCUCGUCAACCACUACCGCUAUAGGCCGGGUCUACCAUAUUGUGCCUCCAAACCGAGACCUGUCAUUGGAUAUGAAUGACUCCAUGGAGUUAGUUGGCUCCUUGGCCGAGGGAGGCGGUUCUUCCGUGCGCGGUGUAAGCUACCAGCAGUGGGUCCAGGAGUUGGACAGACAGUCCCCGGAACGGCUUCGGCCAUUACAACCCAUGUUGACGGAAAAGCUAUACCAGGGACUCACUCGGUGGGAACUGUACGAGAACAUGCCCGUGUAUGACACUACCAACACCAGACAAGUGCUCGAGAGCUACCCCGGCGGUCUCAAGUUUCCCGUGUUAGAUUCUGACUUGAUGCAAAAAUAUAUCCGUUACCUGCAAAAUCAGCCAAUGUGUCCGAAAGAGGAAAAUUAA